Pseudopipra pipra is the source of this 2150-nucleotide messenger RNA. RefSeq names its product transcription factor 25 (gene TCF25). The coding region runs from base 16 to 2070 and encodes 684 amino acids. Lineage: Eukaryota; Metazoa; Chordata; Aves; Passeriformes; Pipridae. Gene Ontology annotation, molecular function: protein binding. The record is from RefSeq and is a predicted model, not a curated record. The transcript has 18 exons. Gene Ontology annotation, cellular component: RQC complex.
GAGCCGGCGGGGGCGAUGUCGCGUCGGGCCCUGCGGCGGCUGCGGGGGGAGCAGCGGGGCCAGGAGGGGCCGGGGCUGGGCCAGCUCGGCAUCGACCCCGGCCCCGAGCGAGCCCGAGAGGCGGGGCCGCCGCCGCCACCCGGCAGCCGGCCCCGCGCCACCGUCAGCAACCGCUUCGAGCUGAUCCCUGCCGAGGAGUCGGAGGAUGAGCCGGUGACUGGAGAGGAGCAAGUGGACACCCGGCUCAGUGAGCAGGACACAGCAGGAGGGAAUAAGGAGGGGAACAAGGAAAGGAACAAGGAGAGGAACAAGGAAGGGGCUGUGGCUGAGGACACGGACGAUGGGCAGAGAGAGGGGGAGGAGGCCGAGCAGCCGGACCAAAUGCCUGCAUCGAGUAACAAGCCAAGGAAGAAAAAAAAGAAAAGGAAAACCAAGAAAACUUCAGCAGGAGACACUGUGGAAGACAACAACCUGGAAGACAUUGACAGCCUGCUGGAGAGGCUGGAGGACCCCAGUGGGCUGUCCCUCCCGAGCCAAGGUGGGCUCAUCACCGACAGCCGACCCCUGCUCUACGUGGAGCACAGAAACUUGAAUCCAGAGAAUGAGUUGAAGAGAUACUUCGGGGCUCGCGCUGUGCUUGGGGACCAGAGGCCGAGGCAGAGGCAGCGGCAGUAUGUCCGCAGCACAUGGCUCACAGCUCCCAAGAACACCUGGCCACGCUAUAGCAAGACAGGUAUCGCCAUGCGGCUGCUGGACACCCGGAGGGGGGUGCAGCACUUCACCUUCGAGCACCACCGCGAGUACCAGCAAGUCCAGUUCAAGUUCCUGGACGCUGUGGAGUCCAUGGACCCCAACAACAUUGUGCUGCUGCUCCAGAUGAACCCCUACCAUGUGGACUCCCUCCUGCAGCUCAGCGACGUGUGCCGGAUGCAGGAGGACCAGGAGAUGGCCCGGGAUCUCAUAGAGCGGGCACUGUACAGCCUGGAGUGCGCCUUCCACCCUGUUUUCAGCCUCACCAGCGGGACCUGCAGGCUGGACUACCGGAGACCAGAGAACAGGGCUUUCUUUCUGGCUCUCUUCAAGCACCUGAUGUUCCUGGAGAAGAGGGGCUGUCCCCGCACAGCCCUGGAGUUCUGCAAGCUUAUCCUGAGCCUUGAUCCCGAGAAUGACCCGCUCUGUGUGUUGCUGUUGAUCGACUUCCUGUCCCUCCGGGCCAGGGAAUACACCUUCCUGACCCGCCUUUUCCAGGAGUGGGAGAGUCACCGGAAUCUGUCCCAGCUGCCCAAUUUCGCCUUCUCGGUGCCGCUGGCCUAUUUCUUCCUGAGCCAGCAGGAGGAGCGCCCGGAGCUGGAGCGGAGCCAGGCCCGGGAGCGAGCGGCCCGGCUCAUCCAGCUCGCGCUCGUCAUGUUCCCAAGCGUUCUGAUGCCGCUGUUGGAUCACUGCAGUGUGCAGCCUGAUGCCAGGGUCGCCUCCCACCCCUUCUUUGGGCUGAAUGCCCAGAUCAGCCAGUCGCCCGCCCUGAACCAGCUGACGUCCCUGUACGUGGGCAGGACACACGCCCUGUGGAAGGACCCAGCUGUCAUGGCCUGGCUGGAGCCCCAGACCCAUGAGGUGCUGCGGAUGGUGGAGGCCCAGGACCCGCUGGUACAGGAGGCCGAGCACAAGAGGAAGAUCCGGUACCAGAGCGCUCCCAGGAACAUCUACCGGCACAUCAUCCUCUCGGAGAUGAAGGAGGCCACGGCAGCCCUGCCUCUGGAGGUGACCUCGCAGCCAGUAAUGGGUUUUGACCCCCUCCCUCCUCUGGACUCCAUCGUUUCUUACACCCGACCGGAAAGGACAAGCCAUCCCUCCAAUGAAAGCACUUUAUCCCUCUUUUUCCGCUCGCUGUUGCCAAAUUUUAACUUGCAGGGGGACAUCCGGCACGACGGGGACGACGAGGGCGGGGCAGGGCAGGACCUUAACCAGGGGGUGAACAGGCUGAUGGCGGCCAUGCGGGACAUGCUGGCCAACAUCCAGUUCCAGGAGCCCCCCCGCGAUGACAAUCCCGAAGGCGAUGGGGACUGGGAUUGAGCCCGGGGUGUGUCUCUCCUCAAACCUUCUGACAUCAUUUCCCAAUUUGUGUUGCACUCCAAUAAAGUCACACAAAUGCA